UUAUGAGAUGGUGUGUAUUUAUAGAGUAGAUAUCGGGAAGUAGUGAAUUGCGGGCACCCUGUGGAUAAGGUGACAGUUAUACCAUCAGCAACUGUAAGACGCAGACUGGAAAGAUCGGCAUUAUGUUGUCUUUAUGGCGUCAAAACAGUUAGAAAAUCAACAAAGUCACCAUCCUUUCAACGCCAAACCAACCAGAAGGCAGUAAAGAGGCUCUCGAGAAGUACCUCGAAUGUCAGGAACAAGACUUACUCGGAGGGUAACGGUUGAGGGGGGAAAGAAAGUCGCGGAGACAAGCAGUAGUGCGGUACCAUCACAAUCACAGUCUUCGUCAAGAAGAAGCGUUUUCGAAAGAUUGGGGCCCGGUGCUGUGGAUCGAUCCCAGCCCCGUGAGGCUUACCAACCCGAGAGAUGCCGUAACUGGUUGAGAGAUGGUCGCUGUCUGUAUGGGAAUAAUUGCAAGUUUCUCCAUGGGCCUUUCACUGACCCAAAGCCGCGGACCAAGACAGUGAGGAGUGUGGUACAAGGUACUGCAAGAUCUGAGGAAGAAGAUGAAAGACCUCACCAUUCUCGUACCAAAAGCCUGGAUAGUGUUGAUUUUGAGGAAGACGAUGCCAAAGAUCUUCAGCAUAAGCAAAGGAGACCAAGAGUAGAGGAAGAACCGGGUGACUCGCCCCAAAAGAAGGCAACGAAGGUCAAGAAGAAGCACACACCAAAACACGGCACAGAUGAUGAUGAAGAGCCAGCAAGUCGUAAGCGCAAGAAGAAGUCCCACAAAAAGCGGGACUCCACCCCAGAGGCCGCCCCCUCCAGUCCUGGAGUGCUUGCGGCAAGAACUGCUAUGCAAUGGGAAGACCAAGGGGAGCUAGACUAUCAGAAGCAGCUUGCCUUGGAGAAACGGAGACAGGACCUUCAGCGGCAGCUAGCCCUGAUGGACGAGGAAGAUGCUGCUGUUGAUGACGGGUGGGAGGGCAAGGAGGUGAGGAAGGAGGCAAGGCGGCAAGAGGAGGAGCACAGGAAGGUGACUGUUGUACACAGUAAGCUCCACCCGGAGCAGUCCGUCACCCCUCCUGCCAGCACCUCGCCCUCUGCACCACCCCCAGCUGCCACCGAGAAAAAGAAGAAAAAGAGAGAGGGAGAUGGUAAAGUUAAAGUCAAGAAGGAUGGCUCACCUCGCAGGAAGGAUGAAGAGAAGAGGAAGGUCACUACUGAUGAGGAAGACAGAGGAGCAGAGAAGAUAAAAUCUAAAGACAGUAUCUCAGAGGAGGAAAGAGUUGCUGAACGACCACCAAAGAAAACUCCUCAAAAAAGACGCCCAAUGGAAGAGCCUGAUUAUAGAAGUCUUCCCGUACAAGACGAUGUGCGUUCAAGAUCAGUGGAGGGUGAGCCCGCGAGGAAAGAGAGAUCAAGCCCAGAGAGAAGAAUGGGGAAGCAGAGACGUGAUGUAACUUUGGACUGGGAGGAGCCUUUGCCAAGACACGUGGAUGAAAGGCCCCGGCGACCACAUGAUCAUCACGCGGAUCCCUACGAUUCACACGCCAUAGCGGAAGAAUACCCUCGGGGACGGGAUCAGGGGAGGGAAGAGGGCAGGAGGGAUAUGACCCCAGAGUCUCACAGGAGAGGACCACCAUCCCGUCACGACAGGGCUCCACCCCCUGCUUCCAAGCGGAUUCCUACAGGGGAAGGGCACAGGGCAGAGGAAGCCAGGUCAGCAGAGCGUGGGCGGAGGAGGGAAGGUGAGCGAGGCUCAAGUGGACCUAGAACUCCGUCCCCAGAUAGGGGACGGCAAAGGACUCCCGAGGGUGCAGCCGGUCGGUAUUAUGAUGAAGGGCCUGAUGAUAAGCUGGAGUAUCCCGUAAAGGGCGGUAGGGGUAGAGGACCAAGGACACCGCCCGGUGAUCCCACCUACGAGCAUACUAGGGGACCACCCCCUGAGAGACAUGCCCGACCUCCAAGAACCCCUCCCUCUGACCACGACGAUCGUCCGUUUAGCCCUAUUGAACAAGAGGCUAAUCGCAGCAACCGAUUCUCUGAGCGUGAUGGGGAGUUUUCCCGACGACAGCGCGAACCCGAGGCGAUGGCGCGCGAUAACAGCUAUCCAGACAGGGCAAGAUCCGAUGGUGAUUACGAUAGACGAGGAUCCAGAGAUAACGAAACGAGGGGCGCUAAGCCAGUCGAGGACUAUCCCAGGUCUAGACCUAGAGACGAGAGCUUUGAGAGAGGGCGACCGAGGGAUAACCGAGACGAUGAUUACUCGAGAGGUCGCGAGAACAAGGAAGAGGACUACCCGAAGGGUCGGCAUCGUGACGAGAGACCCGAGGAAUUUCCGAGGAGAGGCCGAGAUGAGCCCGAGUUUGUGCGGCCCCGAGGAAGAGACGAUGGAGGAAAACCCUCGCGAGAACCCCCGCGUGAUCAGCACCGGCGGCCUUACGAUGAUCCCGGGGGACUGGAGCGGGAAUCCCGCGGGGAACGGGACGCCAGGAGGGACGACCCUCGCGAGGACCGUAGACCUGACAUGAUCGAAGGGCGUGGACGUGAUAGGCCGGAGAGACCGGACAGAACCGGCGAAAGGGGACGCGAGCCCCGCUACAGCACCCCACAAGGACCAGACUACCAUCGCCGACCAUCCCCAUCCCCACCCGGACCCCCUAGAAACGCCCCAUAUGGCCCCCCACGGGGACGAUCACCGCCACCGUCGCAUCGCUUUGAUGACCGAAGGCGACCAGACGAAGGCUUCCGGGGGGCACCAGGCAGAGACAAUAUGGGUGGGCGAGGGAGGGGAGGGAGGGGGAGAGGAGGGUAUAACGCGCCUUAUGACAACCGUGGGAAACCAGGCGAUGUCAGGAGACGGAGCCCCCCUUCAGGACCCUCCAGGGGAUUUCAAGACCGUGAUCGAGGGCCCCCUGGCCGUGGAAGAGAUGCUCCUCCCGGCAGAGGCCAAGGUUACACGAACCGUGGCCGAGGUCAACCUGGAAACCGAUACCGCGACCAAGGGGCACCAUGGGAUCGUCGUCCUGAACGGGACAACUCGCGGGACCGAGGUACCCGCCCUUACGAUGAUCGUGACAGGCGACCGCGCGACGCCUCCCCGCCACCAGGGCCUGGGUACCGUGAGCAAAGAUCCUGGGAUGGGAGACGCGGUAGCCCGCCUCCCCCCAUGGCACCUCCGCCACGUAGUGCCAGUCCUAACCACCGGCCCCCGUACGAGGAUGACCUUGAGGGACGCGCGAGGGUUGGGGAGAGGGAAAGGCCGCCGGACGCAUGGGAGUAUCCUGAGGAUGAUCCCCAGGGGAGAGGGGUGCGCAAGCGUCCCGCUAAAGCUUCGUCCCGCUCGCUCUCGCCCGUGGAGCACAAGAAACACCGCAGCCGCUCCCUCGAGAUCCCUGGGCUUCCCUCAGAGCCCCUACACCCUCCCAACGAGGCUACACUGCCUCCAACGCUACGAACCACGCCCCAGAAAUCCCCAGCCCCGGGGAAAGAGGGCAAGAAAGUCAAGAAAAAGAAGGAAGGGAAGAAGUCAGGUCGGUCACCGAGAGAGGGCGUGGUGACUGAGGAGGGGGCUGAUGUCGACAUGGGCCUUGGAGGGGAGGAGGUGAAGACAAAAAAGCCAAAGAAGGAGAAGAAACUGAAGGAGAAGGGGGCGAAGAAGAAAGGAAAGAAAGCGGCGGCGGCCGCUGCUGCUGCUGUGACAGAGACAGCCGUGGAAGAGGAACCUGUUAAGGAAGAACCUGAAGCAGUUGUUGAGCCAGAGGGGGUGCUAGAGGGGGCUCUAGCAGCUCCCGAGGGGGAGGAGGUAGGUUUAAAGCCUGGUAAGAAGAGAAAGCACGCGGACGGAGACCCUCUGAAGGGAAAGGACGGCGAGAAGAAAAAGAAGAAGAAAAAGAAACACACCCAAGAGGUCGUGGUGCAGCCUUGGGCCGACGAGGACGAGGAGCGAAAUGCUGCCGAGGCUGCACGAGCAGUCUCCGAGGAGAACCAAAGCAAGUCCGAACUCAGUCCUGAGCCAACGAAAGUAGAGGAAGAGAAACCCGCAGAUGAGAUGUUUAGCGAUUGGAGCGACGAUGACAGUCCAGUCGGGGAUGACUCGUGGCCCGAUAACCCCCCGGAAUCUCCCGAAGAUCAGCUGCCGACCUCAUCGGUAAAAGCUCGGACCCCAUCACCAGCGCCGCCCGAGGAGCCAAAAGGGCCGUCGUUUGAAGACGUUUAUGACCCGAUUAGUGAUGACGAGUUUGACGCAAUGUAUACACAAAGCGACGAAGAGGAGGAUGUCGAGGAAGUGAACAAGGCCCCGGAUGUUGAGGAAGUGGAUUGGAGCUCAUUAGCUGCAGCCAACACCGGCCUUCAGAAAGAGAAAGAGCCACACGCCCACCUUCAGCGCUUCACACCAGGUCACGUGUUCACAAGAAUCGGUAUCUCACCGAGCCUAGCUGGUCAGCGGCUUACGAACUUAGUCAAGGAAGCAUGCGCCAAAGUUACGAGCGAAUCAGAACUGUUUAUCCCAACGGAGGGUCCUAAAUGCCUUGGGGCUUAUGUAGCGGCGGCGGCCUCUCGUAGAAGGUACAGGAAGGGACUGAUGUCAGAUCUGGGACCCUGUCGGCGCGCACUGUGUGCAAGAAGGGAUUUAGCGAUCAGAAAGCAGCUUGGACGUACUUCAAACAAGCUGGGCAAGGUUGCUGUGCUUGCGGGCUCAUCCUCAGCGCCAGUUGACCGGGAACUAUUCCAAAUGAGCGUGGCAUUGUACAGAAAGGACUCUACCGAGAGCAGCGAGACAGCCCUACCUCCCAGGGUGGGGCAAGCGGUACUCAGCCCCGCAUAGGUAUAGCGUCAAGCCACAGGGAGACUAGUCGAGCUUUAACUAGGCCACGCUAGCUAUGGCAGUACACUCUCAAUACCACAGGUGGACCACGCUAAGUAUGGCAUACCAUCGGGAGACCACGCCCUUAAAAUAGGUACCACAAAAUGACGGAAAAGGUUCUGUAAGCCUAGUUCUAGGCCUUGUUAUCGGGUCUCCUGUGUUUGGAGACGAACCCUUAGAAGGUACGGGUAGUGAAUCAAGAUCACCCGUGACGUCGCAUUUUCGCUUUGUCAGUUAACUUAGCGUACGUUAUUAGUUAGCCAAGUAAUUUUACUUCAACAUACAGAAUAAACUGAUUUCUUAUCGUC
Messenger RNA from Nematostella vectensis (starlet sea anemone), 5160 nucleotides. RefSeq names its product zinc finger CCCH domain-containing protein 13. Gene Ontology annotation, molecular function: metal ion binding. NCBI's taxonomy places the organism in Eukaryota, Metazoa, Cnidaria, Anthozoa, Actiniaria, Edwardsiidae. The record is from RefSeq and is a predicted model, not a curated record. The coding region runs from base 230 to 4813 and encodes 1527 amino acids. Gene Ontology annotation, cellular component: RNA N6-methyladenosine methyltransferase complex. The transcript is spliced from 10 exons.